Messenger RNA from Ilyonectria robusta, 846 nucleotides. RefSeq lists its product as uncharacterized. Bases 337 to 576 code for a protein of 79 amino acids. Lineage: Eukaryota; Fungi; Ascomycota; Sordariomycetes; Hypocreales; Nectriaceae. The record is from RefSeq and is a predicted model, not a curated record. The transcript is spliced from 3 exons.
GAUCUGGUGCUUGGUGAAGGUAUUCUGCAGGACCUUGAAGUUCUGAAUGUACAGAUACUCAGAGUUGACAUUGAACUUGACCUUGGACAUGGGCACAUCCAUGUAGAUGCUGUCGAAGACCUGGCAGAGGGCAGCACUGGGCUGGUGUUAGGCUCGUUGCUUUGUUUGCUCGGCGGAGUGGGCGGGUUGGGACAUCAUGGCCAUGAUGGUGCGAGGAGGGGGCGGGGCGGAAGUAGUCGACUCACCCGGUACCGCAUUGCUCGACCUUUGUGAUGUUGAGCUGGAGAAGGCUGUUCAGCCACUGGAUAAGCUCUUGCCUUGACUCGCCCAUCUUGAAUGUUUGUCUGGGGACGUGGAGGGGAACAGCUAAAUAGGAUCGGAGGAGAGCGAGGCGGCGCGAGAGAGACGCCGAGGUGCAGGAGACAAGAAUGCUCGCGGAACAGGGAACAGGAAGGGUAUCGAGGAGCGUGGUCCGGAGGCGGAGGGACGCGGUGGAAGAUUGCGCGAGGCGGCGAAAGGAGACGGACGGAGAGCCGGGAUGGAGAAAUUAAACCAGGUCCUCAGUGUUCGCGCUGAUUCCAGAAGUAAUUGUAUUGGCGGCCAGCCCAAGCCAGUCGCCCAAUCAACCAAACCAACCGUGGUGGGGGUUACUCGGGGGAACCACCGCGAGGCCUUGCUUUUUGCUGUGAUUGUGUGUACCGGUACGUACCUCGCACCUGGCGUCUGGCGUCUGGCACCUCCCACCGCCCACCCUGGCCACGUCCACGACACUCAGAUCGCCUCCCCGCCUUCCCCUGAUGUUGACUUUGGGACGGCUCAGUGGAGUCACGUGCUGCAACGUCGUUU